Molecule: messenger RNA, 911 nt
Organism: Sorex fumeus (smoky shrew)
Lineage: Eukaryota; Metazoa; Chordata; Mammalia; Eulipotyphla; Soricidae
Gene: MRPL24
Product: mitochondrial ribosomal protein L24
Exons: 6
Coding region: 188-838 (216 amino acids)
Biological process (GO): translation
Cellular component (GO): mitochondrion; ribosome
Molecular function (GO): structural constituent of ribosome; RNA binding
Source: RefSeq, a predicted model, not a curated record
GGCUGCCCGCGGAGGUGAGGCUCGGCUCGCGUGGUCUCGGGUCUUCACGCCGGCCCUGUCUGCCUUUGUCCCAGCCGCCGCGCGCGCGUCUCCGCUGGGCUUGGCCUGCGUCGUAACUGGGAGCCGGUGGGGCUCACUAGGAAGACUUUGGGCCUUUCCCCGGCCUAGGGUGAUCUUAACUGCAGCCAUGCGUCUAUCUGCACUGCUGGCCUUGGCGGCCAAGGUCACUCUGCCCCCCAACUACCGCUAUGGGAUGAGCCGCCCAGGCUCCCUGGCAGACAAGAGGAGGAACCCUCCAGGGACCAGGCGGCGCCGAGUGGCUGUAGAACCCAUCUCUGACGAAGACUGGCAUCUGUUCUGUGGGGACAGGGUGGAGAUUCUGGAAGGCAAGGACGCGGGAAAGCAAGGCAAAGUGGUUCAGGUCAUCCGGCAGCGCAACUGGGUGGUUGUGGAGGGGCUUAACACGCACUACCGCUACGUUGGCAAGGCCCCAGGCACGCGGGGAAUCAUGGUACCGAGUGAAGCACCCUUGCUCCAUCGCCAGGUCAAACUCGUGGAUCCAGUGGACAGGAAACCCACUGAGGUGCAGUGGAAGUUCACCGAGGCAGGCGAGCGGGUCCGCGUCUCUGCCAGAUCAGGCAGGAUUAUCCCCAAACCUGAAUUUCCCAGAAGUGAUGGCAUUGUUCCCGAAACAUGGACAGAUGGCCCCAAAGACACCUCGGUAGAAGAUGCCCUAGAAAAAACCUACGUGCCCAGUCUAAAGACAUUGGAGGAAGAGGUGAUGGAGGCCAUGGGCAUCCAGGAGCCCCGGAGACACAGGAAAGUCUAUUGGUAUUGAGCCUGGGAGAAGGGCAUCUCUGCAGCCUCCUCUCCUGCAGAUGUCAAUAAAGAGCCAAACAUCCUUCUCUACA